CGCCGUGCUCUCCGUCGGAGCUUCCGUCGUCGUCCACGGCGGAUAUCGGCUGGUAGUAUUCCGGCGCGUCAUCGGAAUUCGCGUCCGAGUCGCUUCCGUUUCCAUUAUCUACGCACACCGAAACGAAGAGUGUGUGAAGGAGAGUGUGUGUUGAAGUUGAAGCGGGAAACAAUGGCAAUUCCCAUACUGAGGGCUGCAAUGAUUUCUCAUUUUCAAUUUCAACCACUAAUUCAUUCCAUAUCUGCUAUUGAUGAAACCGCUAAGAGGAGGAAGAGAGUGGUGUUCUCUUCUUCCUCUUCAGAGCUUAACCCUGUAAUUCGGUCAGAGAUGUCAUUUUGUGUUGGGACUUGCCUCAUUCCACAUCCAAAAAAGGUUAACACAGGUGGGGAAGAUGCUUUCUUUGUGAGCAAUUAUAAUGGAGGAGUUAUUGCUGUUGCUGAUGGUGUUUCCGGUUGGGCUGAAGAAGACGUGGACCCGUCGUUGUUCCCUCGGGAAUUGCUUGCUAAUGCUUCCAAUUUCGUAGGAGAUGAGGAGGUGAACUAUGAUCCUCGAAUUCUUUUAAGGAAGGCACAUGCUGCUACUUCCUCUACAGGUUCAGCCACUGUUAUCAUUGCUAUGCUGGAGAAGAAUGGGACUCUGAAGAUUGCCAAUGUUGGGGACUGUGGAUUAAAAGUCAUUCGUAAUGGUCAUGUAAUUUUUUCCACUUCUCCGCAAGAACACUACUUUGACUGUCCAUUCCAACUAAGCUCUGAGAGGGUUGGCCAAACAUACCUUGAUGCAGCGGUAAGCAAUGUGGAGUUGAUAGAAGGAGACACCAUUGUCAUGGGAUCUGACGGGCUUUUUGAUAAUGUUUUUGACCAUGAAAUUAUUCCAACCAUUGUUAGAUACAAAGAUGUUGCUGAGGCUGCAAAGGCAUUAGCUAACUUGGCAAGCAGUCAUGCAAUGGAUUCAAAUUUUGACUCUCCCUAUUCGUUGGAGGCCAGGUCUAGGGGUUUUGAACCCCCCUUAUGGAAGAAGAUUCUUGGAAUGAAGCUAACAGGUGGAAAGCUUGAUGAUAUUACUGUAUUAGUUGGUCAAGUUGUGAGUUCAUGAGAUUUGCUAUAUAUCCAUGCAUAUGAAAGGAGACAAAGUCCUGAUUCGAUUGCUGAGAUCACAAGAGCAGGAGUUGCUAUACUGCGGCAACAAAAUUUUGGUGAUGCUCUGAGAAAUAAGGGUUUAUUUAUUCAUGGAAGUGCUCCUGCUUUGCCAUGAAGCCGUUGUGCUUCAUGCAUUGAGAAAGACUGUCUGAUAUAUUCAUUGAAAAUAUACUUGUUUAUGAAAUGUUAAAUCUAUGAAUUGUCUUUGAUACA
Molecule: messenger RNA, 1349 nt
Organism: Cajanus cajan (pigeon pea)
Lineage: Eukaryota; Viridiplantae; Streptophyta; Magnoliopsida; Fabales; Fabaceae
Gene: PBCP
Product: Protein phosphatase 2C family protein
Biological process (GO): protein dephosphorylation
Cellular component (GO): chloroplast
Molecular function (GO): protein serine/threonine phosphatase activity
Source: RefSeq, a predicted model, not a curated record